Clarias gariepinus (North African catfish) is the source of this 1290-nucleotide messenger RNA. RefSeq lists its product as uncharacterized. NCBI's taxonomy places the organism in Eukaryota, Metazoa, Chordata, Actinopteri, Siluriformes, Clariidae. The transcript has 6 exons. Gene Ontology annotation, biological process: response to bacterium. Bases 1 to 1068 code for a protein of 355 amino acids. The record is from RefSeq and is a predicted model, not a curated record.
AUGAGGCGGCAGGUGGGUAGCGCGUCGCUUACAAAAGGCUUCAGCCAGAGCACUUCCCAGCCGGAGCCCGCAGCUCCAGCACAAUCUAUGGAUUUUCCCGAAAUAUCAUUUAUUUCUGUGAAGUCUGGAGAAAGUGUUUCUUUUAACUGCCCAGUUGUGAAGUCUCAUAAUAUAGCUCGUAUGGUUUGGUUCAAACAAAUAUUUGGAGAGAUGCCUCACAAAGUGGGAGAAAGUGCAACAUAUAAGGACAUCAAAAUGUCCGCUGAGUUUGAGACUUUGGGAUAUAAAAUGGAGACGAAUGAUAAAGCCAUAUCUCUGACCAUUCCACAUGUGAAAAGAGAUGAUGGAGGACUUUACUACUGUGAGAUAUUAAGCUGGGAGAAUCUUACUCUAUCAAAUGGAACUUUUUUGGCAGUAACAGGUGAAAGACAGUUAAGCAUCUCCGUGUUCCAGAGCAGUGGGUUGGACUCGGUUCCUGCAGGAGCGUCAGUGACUCUGCAGUGCUCGGUUCUCUCUGAGAGCAGAGCAGCAGAACUCCAAGUGCUCUGGUUCAGAGCUGCUCCACCACAAUCCCAUCCUCAAAUCAUUUACACUCAUCACAACAGCAGCCAUCAGUGUGAGAGCGGCUCUUCUACACACACCUGUGUGUACAACUUCUCCAAGAACAUCCUCAGCCUCAGUGAUACUGGGACUUACUACUGCGCUGUGGCCGCGUGUGGGAAGAUCAUUUUUGGGAACGGGACUCAAGUCCAAUUAGAGAGGAGUCCAGAAUUUGAAACGUUUAAUCCUGUAGUGAUCUGCCUGGGAUCAGCAUUGGUACUGUGUGUGAUUCUGAUCUCUGUUCAAGCUUUUUAUCUCUGCAGAAGGAAAAUCUGUAAACAAUGCAGAGAAAAAAUUACGCAUGAAAUUUUAAAGACAGAAACCAGAAACACUCAGGAUCAUGACUCUGUGGAGUUGAAUUACUCUUCCCUACACUUCAGUGAAAGGAAAACUACACGAAUGGGAGACAAUCAAGUUAAAUCUCAAGACAGUAUGUACUCUGAAGUGAAAUAUUCCAGCAUUACUUAAUAUUUUUUUUGCAGUUUAGUUUAGUAAUGUGCUAAUAAAAUUAUCCACAGUCACAAAAGCUUAAAUGAAAGGUUUGUUUUUUUAGUACUGAAUAUUUCAGUUAAGCUUUAAAUCACAAAUGAUUUUUGUCCUCUAAGCUUGUUUUCCGGAACCCAGUAUUACAGCACGUGUGUUCAGUGUCAUUUUAAUAAAGCCUACAUAUUCCUCAGUAAUAAAACAGAA